ACAACCAUUGGUCAGGGGCAAAUAUUACUGGCUCUGCGUCCUCAGUCACUCCGUGCCAUUUCACCAAGUAGGAGCCAAAGGAAAGCUUGAAAAAUGAAAAUGUUGGCAAGACUCGUUCUGGGACUUGUCAUCUUCAAUGCUGCUGGGACUGCUCCAACUCUGGAACCCAUCAACUAUGACUCAGAAACAUACGAUGCCACUUUGGAGGACCUGGAUAAUUUAUACAACUAUGAAAACAUACCUAUUGGUCAAGCUGAGAUUGAAAUAGCCACAGUGAUGCCUUCUGGCAACAGAGAGCUCCUUACCCCACCCCCACCGCCAGAGGAAGCUGAAGAAGAGGAGGAGGAGGAGUCCACCCCCAGACUGAUCGAUGGCUCUUCUCCACAGGGGCCUGAAUUCACAGGGGUUCUGGGCCCACACACCAACGAAGACUUUCCAACCUGCCUUCUGUGUACGUGUAUAAGUACCACCGUAUACUGUGAUGACCAUGAACUUGAUGCUAUUCCUGCGCUACCCAAGAACACUGCUUAUUUCUAUUCCCGCUUCAACAGAAUUAAAAAGAUCAACAAAAAUGACUUUGCAAGCCUAAAUGAUUUAAGAAGGAUCGAUCUGACAUCAAAUCUAAUAUCUGAGAUUGAUGAGGAUGCAUUCAGAAAGCUACCUCACCUCCGGGAGCUUGUCCUGCGUGACAAUAAAAUAAGGCAGCUCCCCGAACUGCCAAAUACUUUGACAUUUAUCGAUAUCAGCAACAAUAGGCUGGGAAGGAAAGGAAUAAAACAAGAAGCAUUUAAAGAUAUGUAUGAUCUCCAUCACCUCUACCUCACCGAUAACAAUUUGGACCACAUCCCUCUGCCACUCCCAGAAAAUCUACAGGCCCUUCACCUUCAGAAUAACAACAUUUUGGAGAUGCAUGAAGAUACUUUCUGCAAUGUUAAAAAUUUGACUUAUAUUCGUAAGGCGCUAGAGGACAUUCGAUUGGAUGGAAACCCUAUCAAUCUCAGCAAAACUCCUCAAGCGUACAUGUGCCUACCUCGUUUGCCUAUUGGAAGUCUUGUCUAAUUUGAGAUAAUGGUUAGCAUUAUGAUGCCCACUAUAAUGGAACAAUUCUUACUCCUUUCUUCAAAAACAGAAACUCAGCAGGAUACUUUCAAAUUGUGUUCUAAAAAAUGAUAUACAACUAGAAGUUUUAAGAUAUGAUGACAAUUUAGCAAGUUAAGCAAACACCAGGUGAGUCAGGAAUAAAACCAAAUGGUGUACAGUAAGAGCAAAAAUAAAUGAUAACAAAUAUUUCAUAGGUACUCUUGUAAAUCACAUGUAACUUGCAAGUUUUAAGGAUUUAUAUCCCAUAUAAUUUCAAGUUAAGUCUAAUAAAGAAAAAUACAGAAUGAACACGUUAGGUGUAUUGCCAAGAUUUAGAUGUUUUUAAUUAAACUUUUCUAUUCCUUUUUUUUUUUUUUACUAAGGCAUGUUUCUGUUUCCCAAUUUAUUAAUGAGAAUGAAGGAGAGAAUAAAAGAAUUUGAAAUUUA
Molecule: messenger RNA, 1527 nt
Organism: Leptonychotes weddellii (Weddell seal)
Lineage: Eukaryota; Metazoa; Chordata; Mammalia; Carnivora; Phocidae
Gene: EPYC
Product: epiphycan
Biological process (GO): bone development; articular cartilage development
Cellular component (GO): extracellular matrix
Molecular function (GO): protein binding
Source: RefSeq, a predicted model, not a curated record